Molecule: messenger RNA, 855 nt
Organism: Carassius auratus (goldfish)
Lineage: Eukaryota; Metazoa; Chordata; Actinopteri; Cypriniformes; Cyprinidae
Exons: 6
Coding region: 99-716 (205 amino acids)
Source: RefSeq, a predicted model, not a curated record
GACGUGUGCAUGUGUGCGUCUGCUCUUUAUAUACAGCUAAGAAUACGCAUACGCUCACAUCUACAGUACUCUGAUAUUCUGAGAGAUCAGACCAAGUCAUGUUGUUCUUCCACGGAUCUGAGCAAGCGCCGAGGCUUUUCCUGGCGAUGUGUGUAUGGGGAUUCUUCCUUCAGCCAGCAGAACAGUUCCCGGUUGGAGAGGGUUUCAAUCUGCUGCUGUAUCCGUUAUCUGUGAUGGGGCCGUAUGGAUCUCACACCGUUCUGAUACCAGCGACCGGGACAGAGCAGAACACACAGCGCAGCCAAACUCCACAGGCAAACAGCAGCAAGAUCAGCGCUCAUAGUGAGUCCAAGCCAUUACAUGCAAACAGUGGGUUUCUCCAGCCAGACCCUGCCCCUGACUCCGCCCCUAGUCCCACCCAUCUCCCGUCUGAAUCUUUGCCUUUGCAGGGGCAGUUUCAGAUGUCACAUUUUGUCCCCUCAAAUGUCCCUCUGCAGUCAGACUCGGGCAGUUCAGAGGAAGAAGCCGCUGCUCAGGUGAUCUAUAUGGUUCCCAUCAGCGUGGGUUCACCCAGCAUGGGUGUGAUGGAGGGCACGGGGCCCAAUCCUGGCCCUGGACCCCUGCAGUUCAUGGGCAGCACCACUCCUGCUGCGGCGCAGCUGGACGCUCGGGGACAGCGGGCACAGACAGAGACGCUCGCUCCAGGAGUCCUCUGACCACAGGACAACACUCGCUGAUUCACUGAUGCCGUCUGUACUGAUUUCUAAAAUAACUUUGGUUGUAAUUACGGUAUUUUCCGGACUAUAAGUCACACUUUUUUUUCAUAGUUUGGCUGGUUCUGCGACUUAUAUUCAG